Molecule: messenger RNA, 1487 nt
Organism: Erigeron canadensis
Lineage: Eukaryota; Viridiplantae; Streptophyta; Magnoliopsida; Asterales; Asteraceae
Product: protein RMD5 homolog
Exons: 2
Coding region: 138-1301 (387 amino acids)
Biological process (GO): proteasome-mediated ubiquitin-dependent protein catabolic process
Cellular component (GO): cytoplasm; nucleus; GID complex
Molecular function (GO): ubiquitin protein ligase activity; protein binding
Source: RefSeq, a predicted model, not a curated record
AAAGCGUACACUCUUCUCAAAACUAAUGAUCAAAAUUUAUUAAAAUCUUUCCGGUCUGCAAUCCAUUUUUCAGAAAUAGGUUUCUUAGAAUCAUACGGAAUUCAAAAGAUCAAAGUGGGAAACCAAGUAUUUAGACUAUGGAGCUGAAUUCCAGCAAAGAUGCAUUUGACAGUGUCGUCAAAAAACAAACUCAUUCAUCGUCAAAGUUAGAGGAGUCAAUCGAAAAGAUCAUCCAAGAAAUUGAACACACAUUAUCAGUAAUACAAUCUCCGCUUAGUGGUUCUUCAUCUCAACCUGACCACAAGUUAGUUCUUGGUGAAUUGAAAACUAAAUUGAAGGAGAUAGCUCCUCUUGGUCAAUUAGAAGGUACACAAAAGGAACUAAAUAUGGCUUUGAGUAAAUACACUAAGCUUCUUGAGAAACACUUCAAUCCAGAUAUAUCCAAGUCUUAUAAAAAUGUAGACUUUGAUUCACGAAUAAUCAACCAAAUAGUUUCUAGUCAUUUAUACCGGGAAGGCAUGUUUGAUAUAGGGGAUUGUUUUAUAAAUGAAUCCCAUGAAGAAACCAUCUAUGAUAGAAAGACUCACUUUUUCGAAAUGUAUGAGAUACUAGAGUCUAUGAAGUCACGCGACCUAGGUCCUGCUUUGAAGUGGGCCACGGCUAACCAUGAAAAGCUCCAGAAAAAUGGAUCAGAUCUUGUAUUGAAGCUUCAUCGUUUACAGUUCUUGGAGAUUCUUCAAAAUGGUAGCAGAGAUGACGCUCUUAAGUAUGGAAGGACUCAUUUCUCCCCUGUUGGUACCCAACACAUCCCCGAAAUUGAGAAGCUUAUGGGCUGCCUUUUAUGGGCUGGAAAGCUUGAAUCGUCACCUUAUUCCGAGUUCUUAUCACCAACCCAUUGGGCCAAGCUGUCUCAGGAGGUGGCUCAACAGUUUUGUAGUCUCUUGGGUGAAUCAUCUGUUAGUCCAUUCAGAGUGACAAUAGAAGCUGGUGUCCUAGGUUUGCCAACACUUUUGAAGCUGAUGAAUGUGAUGAAUGGGAAGAAGCAAGAAUGGCAAACUAUGAAGCAGUUACCAGUGCCUAUAGACAUUGGUAUGGAAUUUCAGUUUCACUCGAUAUUUGUUUGUCCAGUGAGUCGAGACCAGGCGUGUGAAGAUAACCCUCCAAUGCUGAUGUCGUGUGGGCACGUACUCUGCAAGCAGUCAAUAACAAAGUUAUCAAAGAAUAACAAUACAAGGCCUUUCAAGUGUCCUUACUGCCCUACCCAGGUGGAAGUAGGCGAAUGUAGGCAGUUGUACUUUUAACAAGUGUCCGUAAUGCCUAUAUCAAGGUUCAAUCUCUCUCUUUUCUACCCUCUGAAAUUAUGUUUGUGUAAUGUUAUGCAGGUGUUUUGGGGAUGGUAAAGAACUGUUAAAAAGUUGUAAAAACUGUUACUGUCAUUUGUAUUUUUAUUCCAGCGUAAAUAGACAUUCCUUCCACUUGUUUAUAAA